AUGGAGACACAAACCAGACAACCUCGGAGGAUAAAUCAACUCCAUAGACCCCAGAUAUAUGUCAAUCUUGAGUUUGGCGUAUCUUGGUCCCAGGCCCACCUGCCAAACCGCCAUGGCAUUGAGUAUAGAUCAAGGGGCUUAAGGGACAAGACUGUAGGAGGCUCUUAUUCACGCCAGGUGCCACCUCCGAACACCAACUAUCUCGAGCAGAUCCCCGUUGUCGCCUUUGCCUAUCCAUAUACCGUCGAUGACAGCAACCAACUGCAGCUCUAUUAUCACCAAGAUCAGUUUCUGCAGCUGCCCGUGGAUCCAAGCUACGGCUUUUACCCGUCAGAGCAAUCGGAACAACAGCAACAAUCGCAACACGUCCCUAUUCCUCCCCGUGCUUCAUCAUUAGCAGCCUCACAAGAAAGCCCUCAGCCAGCUUCGCAGACAGCCAACAUAACUACUGUCCCGUCUCUGCCUGUGGACAUUGGCACCAGGCCCGCCACGCAAACAACCAUCACCUCCAGCCGUGACCCUGCCCCUCGAGGUCGGCAGUUCUCAAACCCCAGGAGGUUUCAGCCACAGCUUGAGAGCCCUGUAGAAGAACCCGAGGAGCAUAGGCCGUCUCGAGAGACCAGGACGCCAGUGCACUCCCGAGGUCGCUCCGCACCACCACCGAUCGCCGACAGUCCCUGGAACGUCCAGGCCCAGCCGGCUGUGUUCCAGUUCACUCAGCAGUCAGUUCCCAGCGUUUCCUCACCAACGCAGUCUGCCGGCUCUGUGGCCAUGCAGGGAAGGUCGAUAUCUCAGGGUGAUCCGCGACUGUGGAAGGCCCUUCCCGAGCCCCCGACCUCGUUCCGACUCGGCGAAGAGGGGAUGCCUUGGGAAGCCCUAUCUUGGCCUAUGGGAUACGAGCCCGAGGCCGACCCAGAGCAUGCUCGCGCCAGCUCCUCGUAUCCUGGAGAGCGCCGCCUACCGUCGAGCUUUCCGACCGCUCCCUCGAGCCGGUACUCGCCGCCGCACGAUGGCGGUACAAACAUGACCUAUCUCCCCUACAGUCCAAUCCGCGUUGCAAACAUCCAAGUAACCUCUCCUGUGCAGACACCAGGAGUUCCACGACCGUCUGCUGCGGCCGUCACGUCACCUGAGGGCCGGGACUUGGGAGCACUCUCGGUGGCCAUGAUGACCAUCGACAAUGGCUUCGAAUCACAGUGGUGGAACCAAGGCGAGCGCGAGGCGAUCCAGGUCCGCACGGCACCAACAACCCCGGUGGUAGGCAACAGCAGUAACAACAACAACAAUAAUAAUAAUAAUGAUAACAACGAAAACGCGACGAGACUUAUCAGUCCUGAUUCUGCCCACCAGCAGCUACGAAUGCAGGACUUCUCGGCUGCCACUCUUGGCUGGGCCGUUGCUACACCCCCGCUGUGGCAGCAGUCGUCUCGUUUAAACAAUGGCCACCAGCACCAUGCAUCGAACGCUCCGAGCUUCAACACGGAGAGCAUAGUGUCACCCAUGACGCCACCAACGUACUUUAACAUGAGGAGGACGCUUUCGACACGAUCCGACGACGCUUAUUCAACAAUGGGACGAUAUGCAUAA
Pyricularia pennisetigena is the source of this 1587-nucleotide messenger RNA. RefSeq lists its product as uncharacterized. The transcript has a single exon. The record is from RefSeq and is a predicted model, not a curated record. Lineage: Eukaryota; Fungi; Ascomycota; Sordariomycetes; Magnaporthales; Pyriculariaceae. The coding region runs from base 1 to 1587 and encodes 528 amino acids.